Messenger RNA from Salmo salar (Atlantic salmon), 4636 nucleotides. RefSeq names its product xylosyltransferase 1. Lineage: Eukaryota; Metazoa; Chordata; Actinopteri; Salmoniformes; Salmonidae. Gene Ontology annotation, molecular function: protein xylosyltransferase activity. The record is from RefSeq and is a predicted model, not a curated record. Gene Ontology annotation, cellular component: membrane. Gene Ontology annotation, biological process: heparan sulfate proteoglycan biosynthetic process; chondroitin sulfate proteoglycan biosynthetic process.
CACUCCAUAGACGCAGGCGGCGCUGAAACCCUCUCAGCCACCCCUGCUGUCAGCGCUUAGCCGACGGGGGCAGCUCGCAGCUUGAGCCGAGAGAGAGAGGGAGAGUGAGAAAUAUGGUUGGCAAUAUGUGCGGUCGCAAGCUGGCUCGCCGCUCCAAAUCAGCGCUGAUAGUCGCGCUGACAGUUCUCCUGGUUCAGACGCUGAUCGUGUGGAACUUUAGUACCCUGGAUACCGGGGAAGAAGCGGGCGAAGGGGCCAAUAGUAGGCGGGAGAAGAGGGACCAAGUCGGGGGCAUCAACAAAGCCUACAGCCAGUACCCCCGGAGCGGGCUGCCAAAGAGGCAUCACCAACCUCCGCUUGGGAAAACGGUUGUCCGACACAAGCAACAACCGGAGGGCUACCACUCCUGGCGGCCCAAGGAGAAAGUCCUCCUGGAUAGUAACAACAAUGAGAACUCGGUCCCCAAAGACUUUGACACUUUUGUUGACAGCAACAGCAACCUCGGGGCGCAGUCACUGUCUCAGCGCCAGCGAAUGGCAGGAAACGCCGCCAAACACAAACCGGACAAGGCCCUAAGGCAAGGCAUUCUGGGAAAGGCCUUGCCCAAUGAGGUCAACGAGGUUAUUCAGCAGUACACUCUUUCUCCACAGCAGCCCAGAGGAGUGGGACUUAAAGAUAGCCACGCAUACAAACGACCCAAACCUCACUCCCAGCUGUCCACUAAACCCGCUAGACCUUCCCCCUCUCCCUCCAUCAAAACAUCCAAUCAGCAUCAGCGACAUCACCAACCCAGGAAGUUGGUGACUGCGGCUCCUGUGCGGGGGCAGCGGAGGGAGAAGCACCAGUGUGAGAUCAGUGGGAAGGAGGCCAUCUCGGCUCUGUCAAGAGCCAAGACCAGGGAGUGUCGUCAGCAGAUAGCUGAGGUGUACUGCAGACACAAGGACAGGACACUGAUGCCGGAGACCGUCCCUCGAUACUGCACCAUAGAAGGUAAGGCCAAUGUGAAUGUACAGUGGGAUGAGGGCUCAGAGCAGACUGCCCCUUCUGUGCCUGUUCGCAUCGCCUUCGUCUUGGUGGUCCAUGGCAGAGCGUCUCGGCAGUUCCAACGCCUGUUCAAGGCCAUCUACCAUACCUCACACUACUAUUAUAUACAUGUAGACCAGCGUUCCAACUACCUCCACAGACAGGUGGGGGCUCUAGCGAGCCAGUACUCCAACGUCCGUGUUACUUCCUGGAGGAUGUCCACCAUUUGGGGCGGGGCGAGCUUGCUCACCAUGUACCUGCGUAGCAUGGACGACCUUCUCAAGAUGGCCGACUGGAAUUGGGACUUCUUCAUCAAUCUCAGCGCAGCCGACUACCCUAUCAGGACCAAUGAACAGCUGGUGGGCUUCCUGACAAAGUACCGGGACAUGAACUUCAUCAAAUCCCACGGCAGAGACAACACACGGUUCAUCCGUAAGCAGGGUCUGGACCGGCUCUUCUUCGAGUGUGACACACACAUGUGGCGCCUAGGCGACCGCAAGAUCCCAGAAGGCAUUGCGGUGGACGGAGGUUCCGAUUGGUUCCUUCUGAACCGCAUGUUUGUGGAUUACAUCAUCAACUCUGAAGAUGAGCUGGUCGUCAGCAUGAAGCGCUUCUACGCAUACACACUGUUGCCUGCCGAGUCGUUCUUCCACACAGUACUAGAGAACAGUGCUCACUGUGAGAGUAUGGUGGACAACAACCUGCGUAUCACCAACUGGAACAGGAAGCUGGGCUGUAAGUGUCAGUAUAAACAUAUCGUAGACUGGUGUGGCUGCUCCCCCAACGACUUCAAACCUCCUGACCUGCCACGCUUUCAGCAAACGUCCAGGCCUACGUUUUUCGCCCGUAAAUUUGAGGCUAGCGUGAACCAGGAGAUUGUUACACAGCUGGACAGCUUCCUGUUUGGCCCUUAUCCACAGGAGACCCCUGGGCUCCAGUCGUACUGGGAGAAUGUGUACGAUGAGACGGACAGCGUAGCCAGCCUAUCAGACAGCCAGCUCACUCACUACCACGCCUUCACACGCAUGGGCCUAUCACGGGCCGCCACGUCACUGCAGGGCCACCCUGACAACAACAGCUGCAGGUAUAUCUCCAGGGGCCACCCGGUGUCUGUCCAUUUGUACUUCCUGUCAGACGUGUUUCAAGGCUACCUGGUUCGUCAACAUGCUAGUAACCUAGCAACCAGCCAGCUAGAGACCCUAGAGACUUGGGUCUCCCAUAGCAACCACUUCACCCUGGCCCCGACAACCAACACACUCAACAGACUACAGUUCGCAGAGGUGGGUACAGACUGGGACGCCAAAGAGAGAGUCUUCAGGAACUUCGGAAGCCUCCUGGGCCCCACGGAGGAGCCGGUUGCCAUGCAACGCUGGGGCCGGGGACAGAACGUCACGGUAACCGUCGUCUGGGUGGACCCCACCAACGUCAUCGCCGCCACGUACGACAUCCUGGUGGACGGCGGGACAGAGUACACACACUACCGGCCCCCGUUAUCCGUGCCGUUACGACCCGGCGUGUGGACGCUGCGUGUGUUGCAUCACUGGAACCUGCUGGCCUCCACCAGCUUUGUGGUUUCACCUCUGGAGUACCACGACCAGCAGCCUAUACGCCAGGAAGACACAGUGAAGCUCCACAGCGGCCCGGUCCGUAACUCCUACAUGGAGCAGAGUUUCCACGGCCUCAACCCCAUCCUCAACCUCCCUGUGCACCUGGGACAGGUGGAGGAGGCGGAGUUUAAAGCAUCACUGACAGGGGCGGAGCUCCAGAGCUGGGUGGACCAUCUCCUGUCAGGGGUGUGGUCUGCAGCGGACGUGUGUUCUCAGGGUCCUAGCUCCUGUCCCGUUAUGCAGCGGUGUCGGGAGACGGGAUGGAGCGCGCUCAGUCCCGACCCAAAGUCUGAUCUGGGCCCCCCCAGAGGGAGCGGACGGAUUAGGUAGCACCGUCGCCACGGCUACUGCUACAGCCAACCAAUGGCUUGGAGGAUGAACUGACGGGAAAGGUUUUUGUGUGUUGUGCACCACGGCUAUCGUGAGAUGGUCUGCUGCGUCCUAAAUUGCUCCUCCAUUUCCUAUAUCCUGAGUGGACAAAACAUUAAGAAUACCUGUUGUAUCCAUGACUGACCAGGUGAAUCCAGGUGAAAGAUAUAAUCCCUUAUUGAUGUCACCUGUUAAAUCCACUUCAGUCAGUGCAGAUGAAGGGGAGGAGACGGGUUAAAGAAGGAUUUUGAAGCCUUGAGACAAUUGAGACAUGGAUAGUGUGUGUGUGCUAUUCAGAGGGUGAAUGGGCAAGACAACAGAUUUAAGUGACUUUGAACAGGGUAGAGUAGUAGGUGUCAGGCGCACCAGUUUGUGUCAAGAACUGCAACGCUGCUGGGUUUUCACGCUCAACAGUUUCUGUGUGUAUCAAGAACAGUCCACCACCCAAAGGACAUCCAGCCAACUUGACACAACUGUGGGAAGCAUUGGAGUCAACAUGGGCCAGCAUCCCUGUGGAAUGCUUUCAACACCUUGUAGAGUCCAUGUCCUGAUGAAUUGAGGUGUUCUGAGGGUAAAAGGUGGUGCAACUGAAUAUUAGGAAGGUGUUCUUAAUGGUUUUGUACGCUCAGUGUAUAGUGCACUUCCAUAGGGCUCUGAUCAGAAGUAGUGCACUAUAUAGGGAACAGGGUGCCAUUUGGGACGCAGGCGUGGGAGAAGAUUGAAUGCAUUGGAUUACUGUACGAACGGCGCCAACACCAAACAUGGCGUAACUCAGGAGCCAGGUAGUAAAGAAGAUUAGAAGAAAAGCUGUAGACUGAAACCAAGAAGAAAUGAGAUAAGGAGCAGAGUCAUCCUCUUCAGCAUCAGGUGGCGCCACCUGCUGUCUGGGAGGCUAAAAUGACUCUAGGAUUAGUUGGAUUUUAUUUAUUUAUUGAUUGGUGUGUGUCCCAAAAUGGCACCCUUUUCCCUAUGUAGUGCACUACUUUAGACCAGAGCCCUAAGGGGAGUAGGGUGCCAUUUGGGACAAAUACUCAUGCCUGGAGAAGAGGAUGGAGGAACACGACACCGUCCUCUGAAAGGAGAUGGAGGAACACGGCACCGUCCUCUGAAAGGAGAUGGAGGAACACGGCACCGUCCUCUGAAAGGAGAUGGAGGAACACGACACCGUCCUCUGAAAGGAGAUGGAGGAACACGACACCGUCCUCUGAAAGGAGAUGGAGGAACACGACACCGUCCUCUGAAAGGAGAUGGAGGAACACGACACCGUCCUCUGAAAGGAGAUGGAGGAACACGACACCGUCCUCUGAAAGGAGAUGGAGGAACACGACACCGUCCUCUGAAAGGAGAUGGAGGAACACGACACCGUCCUCUGAAAGGAGAUGGAGGAACACGACACCGUCCUCUGAAAGGAGAUGGAGGAACACGACACCGUCCUCUGAAAGGAGAUGGAGGAACACGACACCGUCCUCUGAAAGGAAGGAGAGGAACACGACACCGUCCUCUGAAAGGAAGGAGAGGACUAAAAGGAGAGGAAGACCAGGAGAGAGGAGUGAAAAUACCUCCAUAUUCUCAUUUAUUCUCCUCUGAGCCCCUACUGAACUCAUUUGGACUAAGUGUGUGUGUGCGUGUGUGGGGGG